Messenger RNA from Pogona vitticeps (central bearded dragon), 3955 nucleotides. It is a transcript of the gene ZRSR2, whose product is annotated as zinc finger CCCH-type, RNA binding motif and serine/arginine rich 2. Gene Ontology annotation, cellular component: U2AF complex. Lineage: Eukaryota; Metazoa; Chordata; Lepidosauria; Squamata; Agamidae. The record is from RefSeq and is a predicted model, not a curated record. Gene Ontology annotation, molecular function: metal ion binding; RNA binding. Gene Ontology annotation, biological process: mRNA splicing, via spliceosome.
GCUUCCUCUUUGCACCGGAAGUGUCCUCAUGGCACGUCCUGUUGCUUUGUAUCACGUGACCACCCUGGAAGCCUUGUGUAAGAUGGCGGCGCCCGUGUCGGAACCAGUCGUAGAUGGGGAGGGGUCGAUAAAAUUGAGCCACAAGAAGUACAGAGCACUUUUGAAAAAAGAGAAACGAAAGAAAAAGAGACAAGCAUUGGCAAGACUGAGAGAUUCAGAGAAAGCAGAUGAACAUGAACAUAUUUAAGAAGAAAAUGCAGAUGAUGAUGAAGAAGAAAAACUUGAAGAGGAAAGGCAAAGGCUUCAUGAAGAGUGGUUACUGAGAGAAACAAAGGCUCAAGAAGCUUUCAAGAUCAGAAAAGAAAAAGAAGAGGCAGCAAAAAAGCGUCAAGAAGAAGAAGAGCAAAAAAUAAGAGAAGAAUGGGAAGAACAGCAACGCAGAGAACAAGAGGAGGAGGACCAGAAACAGCAAGUGAAGAGAGAAAGAGAGGAGGCUGUGCAGAAGAUGUUGAGCCAAGCUGAAAGUCAGCUAGAAAAUGGAGCUACCUGGCACAAUCCUGAGCCCCCAGAGAAUAUAGGAACAGAGAAGGAUCGAGCCAAUUGUCCCUUCUAUAUUAAAACUGGAGCUUGCAGAUUUGGAGACAGAUGCUCCCGGAGGCAUAAUUAUCCAUCAUCUAGUCAGACACUCCUUAUCAGGGGUAUGUUUGUUACUUUUGGGAUGGAGCAGUGUAAAAGAGACGACUAUGACACAGAUGCAAGCCUGGAAUACAGUGAGGAAGAAAUUUAUCAACAGUUCCUAGAUUUCUAUGAAGAUGUGCUUCCUGAAUUCAAGAAUGUAGGAAAAGUUAUUCAGUUCAAGGUGAGCUGCAACUUUGAACCUCAUCUCCGAGGAAACGUAUACGUUCAGUACCAAUCAGAACAAGAAUGUCAGGAGGCUCUUGCUUUAUUCAAUGGUCGGUGGUAUGCUGGACGGCAGCUUCAGUGUGAAUUUUGCCCAGUAACAAGGUGGAAAACAGCAAUAUGUGGCUUGUUUGAAAGGCAAAAGUGUCCAAGAGGGAAGCAUUGCAACUUUCUUCAUGUAUUCAGAAAUCCAAACAAUGAGUUCUGGGAGGCCAACAGAGAUAUUCACAUUUCUCCUGAAUGGACUAAAGAAACAAGUAGGAACUCUGAAAGGCGAAGUAGAUUAGGUUACUAUGAAGAGCAUCAUUGCAGGUCAAGAAGAAGAAGCAGUCCAAGCCCCGAUCAUGCUCACAGCAAAAGAAAUGGAGAAUCUGAGAGGAAAAAGAGUCGUCACAAGCACAAGAAAAGACACCGUACUGAGAGAUCAGAAAAUCGUGGAAGACAGCGGUCACAUAAUAAAAGGAAAAGAGGGCGGAGUCACAACAGAAGCUUGACACGUAGUCAGAGUUCUUCUCGGUCAAGGAGUCGAGACAGGAAGUCCAACAGCAGAGGAAAAAAUAGUUGAAUUUAUUAUUGGUGAAUGACUAAGUUGUUCUUGUUUUUUUAAAGAAAGUGUCAGCCCCACUCAUAGUUGUACCAGAGACAUUAUAGUGUAUUGCUGUAAUUCAGAUACAAAACUGUUGUGCACUGGUCUCUCAAUUUUUACAAUAAAUUAUUAAGAAAAAGCAGGGAGUCAUCUCUUGGAAUCUGCUUAAUUACCUUCUGUAUCACAGAAAUUUGCUGCUUGUCAUAAAUCUAAUGUAAAGGCUGUGCUGCAAGCACUUAAAAAUAAUUUAUUUGAAAUUCCAUCAGUCUUUUCUUUAGAGCAGCAGUCUCCAAACUUUUUACCCUGAGGGCCACAGUGAAUACUUUCAAGAUCUUAAGAGGAAUGUGUGUGUGCACCAACCCGCACAUACAUACACAUGCACAAACGUCCCCUGCCCCCUGUGUGCUUGUGCACGGUGUUAAGGGAACAGGCCAGAUAAAAUAGCAAGGCAGGCCAGAUGUGGCCUGUGGGCCAUAGUUUGGAGACCCUUGCUUUAGAGGAUGUAAAACUACGUGGUUUUAGUUUCUAACACCACAGAACAAGAGUGAUGUUUACAAAUCAAUGUAUGGUAGUAUGCUACCAAGUCCUCCAAGCUGGUGUCUGCCAGUUCUGAACUGCAUCUAGAACUUUGGCUGCUUGUGUUCACUAUGCAUAUCAGAAAUCCAGAUUUGAUAUGGUGUGUAUAUCUAAGUUGCAUGAAUCAACAUGUAGAAUGUUGUAGGCUGUAAUCCUCCCAGCUUCUGUACUGCCAUUCUCACUGUCCCGUACCCUUAGCUGUGCUGGUUAAGACUGGCAGGAGUUGAAUUUCACUAGUAAGAGGCAUUGCACAUUACAUACUGAUGCCCUUGUUGGUAUAAACAGAAGAUAAUUUGCAUAUACACUUACUGUUCAACUGUAAGACAUUUUCAUCACAAUUGAUCAUUUACUGUUUUGAGAAGGUGAAGAUAUGUAAUUUUAUGUAAGGUUCUAUCCUAUACUAGUGAGUGGAAGGAAACGUAAACCGAAUUUCCCCACUCCUUUCUUGAAUCUCUUGACGGAGUGGAUUAUAGAACUAAGUUCACCAAGCAUCAGAAACCAAGAGGCUCAAAUUACUUUCUGGACAUUCAGUCCACUUGGGAACAUUCCCUCGUACCUUUCAGGAACUGCCAGGUGUAUUAGCUAGUAUUACCAAAAAUGUAAAAUUCAGCUAUCCUUGUAAUGGUAUAUCUGUGUUUUAAUAGAUGUGCAAGGGAUGACAUUUUUAUUGGCUUUGCCUCAGUUCACUUGGGGGGGGGGUGCUAUUCAUUCAGUUUCAGGUCUCAUGGGUAUUAUUGGCCCUUGCAAUAAACCUUUUAAGUCCCUGACUUUUUCACACUAUUUAGAGGUAAGCAGCCAUGGCAUAGAGAUGUGAAGGGGUGGAGCUGUUUGGGCAGCUAGGAGGCAAGCAGUGCUAAGGCAAGAAAACCUUCCAAGGUGGAGUCAAUGAAGGAAACUUUCAUGAAAGAGGGCUGAAGGAUCUGUAGCUUUAAUGUCAACCCUUUCAUUUAAAUAAAUUCUCCAGCUUCAAAGGGCUCUUAUGGGAAUCCAUGAAAGAACUUAAAGGGUCUCUUCUGGAACGUUAGUUUUUUUUUCACCUCCAUUCCGGUUCAUCUGAAAGUCCCAUCUCAACGCUUUAAAAUGCGUAAUAAAGCUCAGAACUACAAAUGUAGCUGAAAAUUCCCACCCCCCUUGAGAUAUAGGGUGAAAUCCAGUACUAAAUUGUAACUAGAAUAGACCCACUCAACUUACUGAGUUGAGUCACAAAAUCCCCACUGAUUCAAUGGUUCUAUAGUUGUGACUCGAUUUCAGUUUCAUACAGUACUGUGCCAAUAAUUUCUCAAAAUUAGGAAACAAAAAAAAGUCACAUAUUAAUGUCUGUAGGUCACAGUAGCCAGCUUUUGGUACAGAAUAUGGAUUUCCUUGGGAUAGUUUUCUUCUAAACAGAAUACUGCUACCCCCAAAACAAGUAAGAGACAGCUUGAAUCCAAGUAUCUUUAAAUACUGAUAUUAUCAAAAAAUGUCAAAACUAGAAGUGCCAACUGAAAUUUUUAGAAACUUAGUAGAAACACUGUUACCUAAAAACCCAUUAGGUAAUAUCAAAUUGGACUGAUGAAUCAGAAAAACAUUCACACAGCUCUUCAGAAUUCAACUGAUACUUACAAAGAAUUACAGUCAACAGGGUACAACAGUAUGUCUCAUUCUGAAGGAGGAAGUAAUAAUUUUGAAUGCUAAAAUGAAAUCCAAAUUGAAGUAAAUAAGUUUUCGUUCUCAGACUAUCACUUAGCGGAGAGGUGUUUUUUAAAACAUGGGAAUUUGACCAAUCUUUAAAAUGAAGUAUUUUGUUUUUAUUAGAAAGGCCAAUUGCAUAUUUUCAGGGUAUGUUUGUGCAGUUAAAAUCCUUUUGCGCAUCAUGAAUACUCCACAAAAACAGGAUUAAAACAUAGUUGAACA